CCUUCCAGCACCACCUCCAGGUGAGGGCGGAGGCAAGGCGAUGAGCGCGGCGGGCGCCGGCGAGGGCUGUUGCCCGCGGGCGCGAGUGUCCCGCCUCGUCUCCUUCAGCGCGACCCACCGACUCCACAGCAAAUCUCUGAGUAAUGAAGAAAACUUGAAACUGUUUGGGAAAUGCAACAAUCCAAAUGGCCAUGGGCACAAUUAUAAAGUUGUGGUGACUGUUCAUGGAGAGAUUGAUCCUGUUACAGGAAUGGUUAUGAAUUUGACUGACCUCAAAGAGUAUAUGGAGGAAGCAAUUAUGAAGCCCCUUGAUCAUAAGAAUCUGGAUCUGGAUGUGCCAUACUUUGCAGAUGUUGUAAGCACGACAGAAAAUGUGGCUGUAUAUAUCUGGGAAAACCUCCAGAAAUUUCUUCCUCUGGGAGUUCUUUAUAAAGUAAAAGUAUAUGAAACUGACAACAAUAUUGUUGUCUAUAAAGGAGAAUAGCUUUUAGGGGUUAAUACUGUAGAAAGACUAAUUUCUUCUCGUAUUCGAAAAAGGUCCUUAUCCCCUUGGACUAUUAAGAAGUCAUCACAUACCUGUUAUGCCUCCACAUUAUGUUCCAGAGUGCCCGAUUGAUUGAAAUUGUUGUGUGUUAAGACCUGUUGUGAAUUCAAAUCUAUCUUAAAACCAAAUUUGUAAAACAUCCUCAGUAUCAUUUAGAGAGUCUUUUAUUUAUAGAUUAAGAAUCACUUCAUUUUCAGUAAAAUGUUAUGGUGUGGAAUUUAAAAUAAAUCAGUUUUUGUUUUUCUGUUAUCUCA
This is a messenger RNA of Ailuropoda melanoleuca (giant panda), 798 nucleotides long. It is a transcript of the gene PTS, whose product is annotated as 6-pyruvoyltetrahydropterin synthase. The transcript has 6 exons. Gene Ontology annotation, biological process: tetrahydrobiopterin biosynthetic process. Gene Ontology annotation, cellular component: mitochondrion. NCBI's taxonomy places the organism in Eukaryota, Metazoa, Chordata, Mammalia, Carnivora, Ursidae. Gene Ontology annotation, molecular function: 6-pyruvoyltetrahydropterin synthase activity. The record is from RefSeq and is a predicted model, not a curated record. The coding region runs from base 41 to 484 and encodes 147 amino acids.